CGACAUCCAUCGACAGCCCUCUCAGUUUCAUUUAGCCCUUUUAUACGAGAUUGGCAUACUAUCCUUACUAGUUCUCGUAUGUCCAUGACGUACCGCGGUUGGGGAAAGCUUCUGGGAAGGUUGGGAAGGAAGAUCACUAUACUGUCGUUGGUCCGAUAAAGUACAUUGCAACCAUACGAUACUCGGUACCUUGUAUGACCAUCAAGGGGCUGAUAAUUACUGAUCAAUCUCCAUCAUCCCAACUGCCAGCUGUCGUUACGGAGCUACUGAGUUGCAGAGCUGAAGAGUCACUGAAUUGCGAUACUGAGUCAAUUACCUCCUCUGUGAUAUUCAGAGCUCAAGCCCGUGAUUCAACUCACACUUGACAGGACAGCAGCAGCCAGCUUACUCGCCUUCACGCGGAUAUACGCCAGCCUUACCCAACGAUGGCGACCUUUGCGAGAUCCAACCGGGUCGUGUUCAAUGUGAUCAUUGGUGUCGUUGCCUUCUUGUUUUUCAUGUCUGUUUACCAUGUCUCGUACAAUUACGAUGAUAUUAUAGAUAAAGUAAACGGGAAGACUUCCCCAGAGAAACCCGCGCCGAACACGCCGCCGAAAGUUGAACCCCCCAAGAUCGGAACCCCCAAGGUAGAAGACACCAAGGUUGCAGCCCCCAAGGUCGAACCCCCCCCCAAAGUUGAAGCCCCGAAAGUCGAUACCAAGAGGCCCUCCUUCCGCGAGAUCGGGAAGAAGUACGGCACCGACAAGGUCACCGCGCACCACUACCAGCACAUGUACGAGAAGUACCUGGAGCCGCUCCGCGACCAGCCGCUGAAGAUGCUCGAGAUCGGCCUCGGCUGCGACAUGUCCUACGGUCCCGGCGCCUCGUACCAUACCUGGCUCGAGUUCUUCCCCAACGUCGACCUCUACUACAUCGAGUACGACGCGGCGUGCGCUGAGAAGUGGGCCGCCAACACCACCGGCGCUACCAUCUUCACCGGCGACCAGGCGGACGUGCCGUUCCUCAAGAAAUUCCUGAACGAGACCGGAGGUGGUUUCGACGUCAUCAUCGAUGACGGCGGGCACACUAUGGUGCAACAGAAGACCUCUAUCGAUAUCCUCUUCGAUUCGGUCAAGCCGGGUGGCAUCUACUUCGUCGAGGAUCUGGAGACUAGCUAUGCGCCAAAGUACGGCGGUGGUCAAGGCGUCGCGACCACGUUCGUGGAGCGCGUGAAGGCCAGCCUGGAUGGCAUGAUGCUGUCGAAGCCGACCCCGUACUUUAUGGCAUACGUCUACUCGGUCGACUGCAUGAAGGAGGUCUGCGCAUUUUCCAAGAAAAUGCCUGGGGAAAAAUACGACUGAUCACGCCAAGUAGCCGCUGCGUCGCUGGUGAAACUACAUAUGGGGCCACUGACCCCAGAAACCAUAGGCGACCUAUUUUUGGUAUUCUGAACCUGCAGGCGUGUAGCUUGCAGAAAUUUCGGUGUUCGUCAUUUUUUAGCACCAAUACCGUUUUAUUUUCCGAGAAAAUGGGAACAUAUAUGAGGGGUGAGGGUUAACUAGCAUGGGGUGGGGUGGCAUAUAUACGAUAUAUGGGAAGGACAAUUUGAGGUCCUAUGAUCUAACAGGGGCAUCAUUCUCAGUAUGUAAGGUUGGACUGGGGAUCCGGUAGCAUGCUUGGCUGCAUGACGAUAGCGUGUUUGUAUACUUUUGUUCGAGGAUAGCAUAGGAUACUGAGAAGUGUAAUAUAUAUAUUGCUCAAACUUUGGAGUCAGUCAACCUAAUGAAGGCGCUCGUCUCGUUUGAAGGCCAUUGCCAUGUUAGCCACACCUAUGCC
Molecule: messenger RNA, 1815 nt
Organism: Pseudogymnoascus verrucosus
Lineage: Eukaryota; Fungi; Ascomycota; Leotiomycetes; Thelebolales; Thelebolaceae
Exons: 3
Coding region: 426-1340 (304 amino acids)
Source: RefSeq, a predicted model, not a curated record